UAUAAAAGGGGCAGACCGACGAGUGAGAGGCAUACACUCCUCACCUGCACUCAUACUCAUACACCACAUAGACACUCACCACUCCUCCACCUCCUGCACCGUCCCACUUCAUUCCUGCGCACAUCCCCUCGUCUGGCCGGAUGAGUUACCCGGUGGACACGAUAGGGAGUCCCUUCCGGAGAGUUAUGGAUUCUAGGACAACCGGCUACGGCUACAGCCGCUCCAGCGGCACCACCUCCAGCGGCUUUCGCUCCCAGUCUUGGUCCCGGGCAAGCCCUGGCUCCACCAUGACCACAUCUUACAAGAGGACCGUGAAUGUGCCGGUGUCCCGAGCAUACAGCUCUACGGUGCUCAGCUCCGCCGACAGCGUUGAUUAUAAUCAAACCUCCAUCCUGAACGGAGACUACAAGCGAUCUAAUGAGAAAGAGCAACUUCAAGGGCUCAACGACCGGUUUGUUGUUUACAUUGACAAGGUGCACUACCUGGAGCAGCAGAACAAACAGAUCGAGGAUGAGAUCCAGGCACUGCGGCAGAAGCAGGUGUCUCGCUCCCAGCUGGGCGAUCUCUAUGACCAGGAGCUGCAGGAGCUGCGCUCCAUGCUGGAGCAAAUCCAUCAUGAGAAGGCGCAAAUUCAGCUCGACACCGACCAUAUCGACGAUGACAUCCAGCGGCUCAGGGACCGCUUUGACGAAGAAGCCCGCAUCCGAGAGGAGACGGAGGCCAUCAUCCGUGUCCUGAAGAAGAACACCGGCGACUCGGAGUUGGUGAAGUCUGAGUUGGAGAAGAAAGUUCAGUCGCUGCAGGAUGAGAUCGCCUUCAUCCGCAACAACCAUGAGGAGGAGGUGAGCGACCUUAUCGCCCAGAUUCAGGCGUCUCAGGUGACCGUGGAGAGGAAAGACCUCCAGAAGGCAGACAUCACCGAGGCGCUCCGGGAGAUCCGCUGCGAGCUGGAGGGCCACUCCAACCAGAACCUGCAGCAGGUAGAGAACUGGUUCAUGUGCCGCUACGCCAAGCUCACCGAGGCUGCUGAGCAGAACAAAGACGCCAUAAAGUCCGCCCGUGAUGAGAUAUCAGACUACCGCCGCCAGCUGCAAUCCAAGACGGUCGAGUUGGAGUCCGUCCGCGGGACAAGAGACUCACUCGAGAGGCAGCUGAAUGACAUCGAGGACCGCCACAACAGCGACCUGGCCAGCCUGCAGGAGACAAUUCACCAGCUGGAUAAUGAGCUCAAGAGCACCAAAUGGGAGAUGGCACGUCACCUGCGUGAGUACCAGGACCUGCUCAAUGUCAAGAUGGCCUUGGACAUCGAGAUUGCUGCAUACAGGAAACUCCUAGAGGGUGAAGAGACCCACUUCAGCACUUUCCCUUAUCGCCAGCCAGUCCCCUCCCCCAAAAUCUCUAAGCCUAAAUCAGACACUCCCAAGCUGAAGGUGCAGCACAAGUUUGUGGAGGAGAUCAUCGAGGAGACAAGGGUUGAGGAUGAGAAGACAGAAGACAUUGAUAAGGACCUGGAAGAGAUAGCACAAGAGCUGUCUGCCACACUUGGAAAGGGAGUAGCUGAGGCAGAGGAAGAGGAGGGUGAAGAGGCAGGAGAGGAUGCAGGAGAAGGUGAGGCAGAAGAAGCAGAAGGCGAGGGUGAGGCUGAGGAGGAGGAGGAAGUUGUAGCUGCCACUGAAGCCAAAGUUAGCGCUAGCGCGCCCACUAAGGAGGAAGAGGAGGAUGAAAAAGACGAAGAGGAAGAAGGGGAGGGAGAAGCAGGUGAGGAGGGAGAGAAGGAAGAAGAAGGUGAGGGAGAGGCAGAAGAUGAGGGAGAAAAGGGGGAUGAUGCAGAGGCAGGUGAUGAAGAUGAGGGAGAAGAGGGAGGAGAGGAGGAGGAAGUUGAAGAAACUGUACUGUGCUCCAAAGCUCCAGAGUCUAAAGCCUCUCCUGACAAAGAGAAGGCCGAAGACAAAGAGGCUAGUGUAGAGGAGGAGGCUGCAGAGGAAGCUGCUGCUGAAGAGGAGGGUGGUGAUCAGGAUGAUGCUGAGAAAGAGGAGAAAGAGGAUACAGACAAAGACAAAAAGGAAGAUAGCGAAAAAGAUGAGAAGAAAGUAACAGAUGAGAAAGUGGACGACAAAUCAGAAGAAGUUGUAGCUAAGACAGAGGCUCCCAAAACAGAAGCUGCAAAGCCUGAGGCCAAGAAGGAAGAGGCUGCCAAAACAGAGGCAUCAAAACCUGAAUCUCCCAAGUCUGAAUCCCCAAAGCUGGGCUCCCCCAAGUCUGAAUCCCCAAAGCUUGGCUCCCCCAAGUCUGAAUCCCCUAAACCUCAGUCUCCUAAAUCUGAAUCUCCCAGACCCGCAUCUCCCAAGUCUGAAUCCCCUAAACCUCAGUCUCCUAAAUCUGAAUCUCCCAGGCCUGCAUCUCCCAAGUCUGAAUCCCCUAAACCUCAGUCUCCUAAAUCUGAAUCCCCCAGGCCAGCAUCUCCCAAGUCUGAAUCCCCUAAACCUCAGUCUCCCAAAUCUGAAUCUCCCAGGCCCGCAUCUCCCAAGUCUGAAUCCCCUAAACCUCAGUCUCCCAAAUCUGAAUCUCCCAGGCCCGCAUCUCCCAAGUCUGAAUCCCCUAAACCCCAUUCUCCUAAAUCUGAAUCUCCCAGGCCCGCAUCUCCCAAGUCUGAAUCCCCUAAACCCCAGUCUCCUAAAUCUGAAUCUCCCAGGCCUGCAUCUCCCAAGUCUUUGUCACCUAAACCUCAGUCUCCUAAAUCUGAAUCUCCAAAGCUUGCAUCUCCUAAAUCCGAGUCCCCCAAGGCUGGAUCCCCAAAACCUAGCUCUCCAAAAGCCGAGUCCCCUAAGUCAGAAUCCCCUAAACCCGAAUCUCCAAAAGCUGAAUCCCCAAAGACUGAGACCGCCAAGCCCGAGGCUCCUAAAGCUGCUGAGGAGAAAAAGAGCGACUCAACAGAAGACAAGAAGGUUGAAAAGAUAGAUGUUGCCAUGAAUGGCGACAUAGACAAGAGCAGCCCAGAGGAGAAGGAGAAGGACGAGGACAAAGACGUGAUCGCUAACGGCGUAGAUGAGAGCCCCGUCAAGGAGGACGGCAGCCAGAAAGUGGUGAUCACCAAAACUGUGGAGACAAUCACCACCGGAGAAGACGGAUCCAAGCACGUCACCAAGUCCGUCACUGUGACCGAAACAGUGCAGGAGGUGGAGGAGACGCUGCAGGAGAAGAUGGUCUCCACCAAGAAGCUGGAGAAGCACUCCACCCAGUCCAUCAAGCAGGUGACUGAGAGCGACUGAGGAGAAUCCUGCGAGGAGAAGAGGACAUGAAGAGAAGCAAUCAAACCAGAACUAAAAUAACAAAGAAAAUCAUACAGCUAGAGCGAUGUAAAAAAAAGAUAACCAUUCUCGACCAUACGAAACAAAUCAUAGAGAAAAGCCAAAACUUAAAUGCUAAAAACUUCAAAAAUGCAUGUUGAGUGAAAGCUUUAAAUGGGCUUCGCUGCAGACGCGGUCAGGAGCAAGUGAUCGAGACAUUUUAUCCUUCUUUCUGCAGAUUACUGGUGAGUUCAUGUGCGGGAGGGUGGGGGUCUCUGCAUGCUAGCUCAGGGGAGAGGAGUACUUUCCUCUCUUAUCUGUAUGUAUGGUAGAAAUACACUAUAAAAUGAGUGAAUAUUUAAAAGGAAUACAUGUAAUGUGGGUGGGUGAGUGAGAUAAAUAUUAUUAAAGUAGAGCAGGUUU
Messenger RNA from Thunnus maccoyii (southern bluefin tuna), 3710 nucleotides. RefSeq names its product neurofilament medium chain a (gene nefma). Gene Ontology annotation, molecular function: structural constituent of cytoskeleton. The transcript is spliced from 3 exons. Lineage: Eukaryota; Metazoa; Chordata; Actinopteri; Scombriformes; Scombridae. Gene Ontology annotation, cellular component: axon; intermediate filament; postsynaptic intermediate filament cytoskeleton. Bases 141 to 3269 code for a protein of 1042 amino acids. The record is from RefSeq and is a predicted model, not a curated record. Gene Ontology annotation, biological process: neurofilament bundle assembly.